Molecule: messenger RNA, 2441 nt
Organism: Austrofundulus limnaeus
Lineage: Eukaryota; Metazoa; Chordata; Actinopteri; Cyprinodontiformes; Rivulidae
Gene: cldn19
Product: claudin 19
Exons: 5
Coding region: 414-1070 (218 amino acids)
Cellular component (GO): membrane; bicellular tight junction
Molecular function (GO): structural molecule activity
Source: RefSeq, a predicted model, not a curated record
UGUUUUCACAAGUUCUUUUUUUUUGUCCUGUUCCCCCUCACGCAGCCACUUGAGCCUGGAGCAGACACAGAGGUUUCAGUGAGAGGGAAGCAGAGGAAACCAUGCAGAGAGGGAAACAGCCUGAUCUCUGACCACCACCACCUCUGUGUUUGUCUGAUUCCCGUAGCGACACCCUGAAGAGGACACAUCCAGAAGCAGACUUCAGCUCAGGACGUAAGGACAAACAGGAGAAAGAGGAGAACUGCAGAAUGCAGAGAGGAAAGAGAUGCUCAUAAGAACCUGACGGUGAAAAGAAAAGUGAAACAAAGACAAAAAGACUGUUCUCAGAAAGGCCGGUCCACUAGAGACACCUUGUUAAACGUUUGUAGCAAGAAAAAGGCUGAUCAGACAGAAACCAGACGAACCAAGUCAGGAUGGCCAACUCAGGUCUCCAGCUGCUGGGGUACUUCUUGGCUCUAGGCGGCUGGAUUGGUGUCAUCUCCACCACGGCGCUGCCACAGUGGAAGCAGUCAUCCUAUGCUGGAGACGCCAUCAUCACAGCGGUGGGUCUGUACGAGGGGCUGUGGAUGAGCUGUGCCUCUCAGAGUACUGGGCAGGUGCAGUGCAAGAUCUUUGACUCCAUGCUCUCAUUGGACAUCCACAUUCAGACAUGCCGGGCUCUCAUGGUGGUGUCGGUGCUGUUGGGCUUUAUUGGCAUCAUCGUCAGUGUGGUGGGCAUGAAGUGCACCAAGGUGGGAGAUAACAAUCCAUCCACCAAAUCCCGUAUUGCUGUGACUGGAGGGGCUCUGUUUCUGCUUGCAGGUUUGUGCACACUUGUGUCUGUGUCCUGGUACGCCACUCAAGUGUCCUAUCAGUUCUUCAACCCAAACACACCGGCCAACGCCAGGUAUGAGUUUGGCUCCGCCCUGUUUGUGGGUUGGGCUGCGGCGAGUCUGACAAUUCUGGGCGGCUCCUUGUUGUGCUGCUCCUGUUCCAAAGAAGACAUGCGAGGACAGCAAUAUUACCGCCAAUCACAGCCUUCCACAGCCAGGGAGGCAGAGUUGUUGAGUGAAACUAGUUUCCCUGACUGAUCAGCCCCCGCCUUUUAAUUGAGGACUGUCCGACUUUCCAACCACUGAAUCCCUCCCUUAUCUUCAUGUUACGUCUUUGACCACCAAAUUGGAAUCGUUGUCAACGACUCUCUUUGGUUUCUCUCUCAGUAUGACAUCUGCAUGAUGUCAGUUUCAGUGAAAAACAAGAUUUAGGCAGUUGUCUUCACUAUAAAUACGGACUCUUAAAGGAUAAAUGAUCCGAUCCUUUCCCCCCUCAUAUCAUCGGCUGCAAGUUCACAAGCUGAACCACAGAGCUGGUUUGUAAUGUCACUCAUAUCCUGUGACCUCUAGGUAUUAUACUGUACAUGUGUCUUUUGGGUUUAUUUAGUUUUAUGUGACUACCUUGACUGAAAUGUGUCUCUUUUUCCUUUUUGAAUUGCAGACCAAAUGUUAAAAGUACUCCACCAGAGAAAAGGGAGCAGUACUUGUAGUUUGGGAGAGUCUUCUGGCCUUACCAUGGUUUAGAUUCUGUCAGCAUGCAAACCCCUCUCACUGAGGAAUUCAAAACAGACAAGAACAAAAUUUGAACUGCUUGAAAAGCUGUUUCAGGCAGCUUGCAGCAACAAAUAUUUUUUGGACAUUAAUGAAAUUAUUUGGGGAGACAUAAUAAAAGAAAACUAUGCUUUUAGAGGGGUGUAGAGAUGAUAUCCUUGUCUGUAUUGUUGUCUUUAGGAGAGAGUCAUUCAGGGUAGGUUUCCUGUAACAAUUUAAUUGACUGGGUGUAUAUUCUCCAUUGUUUUUUUUAUUUACUACAUAUAUUGUUUUACUGCAGUGCCUUAUAACCUGUUUGUAUUUGUUGACAUGGAUGUUUCUGUCCCGUCCAAAAGGAUGUUUGUCCACAGCUUUUCUGCCAGCAGUUCUGUAUACAUCUGUUGAGAUUCUUUCUUUGCAUUUUGUUUMGAUGUCUUCAUUUUAUUUAUUCUGGUGUAGACCUUCAGUCAUCCAGGACAUGGUAAAUCCACCCCCACCACCAAGCAACAAAUARAUAAAAACAAAAACAAARCAUAAAGUACCGGUAGACUGUUUUCAGGAUCAAAAUGUUUUGAACAGAGAACACAUGAGGAGGUAAAGGAAACCAUUUUAUGUCAAACAAGAUGAAACAGAAAAGGUCGUCUCAAAUUUCCAAAACCUAAAUGCAACAUUAAGUCUGAUACCMGAAGAUACUAUAUAUACCAGAUAUAUAUAUAUUUCACUCUAAUUCACUCCUUCACGCUGUGAGCCAAACAAAGACUCUAGCUUGGAAAUCCACUCUCCUGUUUUACAUUUAGGAAUCUACCCGGACAGGAAGUAAAGAAUCUUCAACUACAAAAUAAAGGUCCCRUUGUUUUAUUUUUAAAUUUAUUUUGUGGG